GAGAACCUUCACCACCAGGUAAGUGAUUAACAGAAGCACGUGAAGGAGGCAGCGCAGCCCGGUGGAGCUCUGCAGUGCAUUGUGGGUCCCCACCCUGUGGGUCACAAGAGCGAGCGGCUUGGGAGGGCAGCGCACGCACACACACACACACACACACACACAGGUCUGAGACGGCGUACAGGGGUCUGCGGGACGGAGCUGUAAUUUCCCAGGAGCUCAUACCCGCGCGGUACCUGUUCAGUUUGCAGGGGAGUGAGCGAUGGGUCCCAGCCCAGGGGUCGUCCUCUUCCUGCUCCUCCUCCAGGGGGCGCCCUCUCGCCCCUCUCAGCCUGCGCCCGCUUGCUCCGUGCCCUGCCUGUGCCGGCAGGGGCCCCGGCUGAACUGCUCCCGGGCGGGUCUGUCCUCCUCGACCCCGCUGGAGCUCCCGGCGACCGUCGCCUCCCUGGACCUGUCGCGCAACGACCUGACCGCGAUGCCCCCCAGGGGUCGUGACCCCGUCCCCCUGCGGGCCCUUACCAGCCUGCUGCUGGCGCACAACCGCAUCGCCAGCCUGUCCUUGUGCGCGCGGCCCCCCCCGCCAGGCAGCCCGCGGCCCUGCGGCUCGUGGGCCCCCCGUCUGCGCCUGCUGUCCCUGGAGAGGAACCGGCUCCGCGCCGUCCCUGAAGGGCUUGGAGGAGGUGUGUUCCUGCGGGUGCUGCACCUGUCGCACAACCACAUCGACGCCCUUCGACACAGAGACCUGCAGGGCUGCAAACAGCUCAAGGAGCUUUACCUGCAGCACAACGCCAUCUCCUCCGUGCACCCGCUGGCCUUCCAGGACCUGCAUGCGCUCCGGGUUCUGAAUCUGAGUUUCAACGCCCUGAGCACCACGGCGACGGCGGCGUACCUGUCGGUCCGAAACUUCGACGCGCGAGUGAACGUCCGGGGCAACCGCUGGAGAUGCGACUGCGAUCUGCGGACCGUGAAGAGGUGGAUGGCCUUCGACCGGGACCGAGGGCGCCUUCCUUGGCAGCUGCUGUGCGAGGAGCCACCUCACCUGGCUGGGAGAGACUUGCUGCACCUGGAUGAGGCGGAGCUCACCUGUGCCGUGACACACCGCAGCGCGACAUUCUAUCAGGAGGUGUCCACAGCCUCGGGCGCCGACGUGCUCCUGCCCUGCCACGUCCAGCAGCAGGGUCCUCUUCGCGUGUACUGGUGGACGCCCUCUGGUGUGACGCCGAGCAGCAACGGCCACGGCACCCUACUGAUCCGCAGCAUUCAGGUGCACGACGAAGGUCUGUACGCAUGUGCUUCGUGGACCGGUAAGCUCCCAGUCUCCGUGUUCGAUGUUCACGUCCAGGAGGAUGUGGCAAGUGCACGUAGAAAAGCUCGAGACAUCCACGCUGUUCCAAGGGACGCAGGGAAGACUCACUCAGAAUUCGUCCUGGCUGUCUGUCUGUCGGUCUUCAUCACCUUUGCCGGUGCCUUUAUCCUCGGAGCCGCGACGAGACCACUCCUUAACGUUCUCUGGAGGACAAUGUGUGCUCAGAGAAACUCUGGACGGGUUCCCAAGGCCUGUGAGAAUGAGGGCUUUUCUGCAGAAGAAUGUGGUACUCAGAAAGGGAGGACAAGUGAGACAGACAACGGGACAUCAAGAAGCCAUCAUCCCACCGAUGAGCCACACUAUGUCACAAUCUACACGGAUUACACCAACCAGUGCGACGCUGGAUCCAUCGAGCUUGUCGAGGGUGACGCUGGACAGACCUAUGAGAAUGUCUCUGUAGAGAGGAGCGAGACAACAGAGUCCUCUUCAAAGGACGAAGAUCUCCUGAGCCACAGCGAAGAUGCUGGCGGCCCGGGGGAAGCCCAACUUUCGCAGCAGAGAGGUGAUGACCAAUCAGACCCCUCCGUGAGGAACAUUCCAGAGACACUGCUCAAUAGCAAUGUCUGCAACAUGGACACCAGCUACACCCCAGAAGCAGUCAAGCAGACAGAGGUGGAAGGGGUGAGCGGAGGAGUCCAGCGUUACGGUCACCAUGACACCACUGAGCUCGUGAACCCAAAACCCGACUCAUUGCUAUAUUGUGCCUUCAAGGGGGAAUUAGAAGCAGACUGGCCUGAAAAGGCUGCAGAACUACAAGAUUCCCAGGUCACUGCUGAAAUAUGGGAGGUUUCUCCAUCCCAGCACGUGGACCUCCCUGCUGCCUCAGCCAUCGCACAAACGCAAAUCCCUUUGAGUCUGAAUCAUGAAGGACGUGAGCAAGCUGGAUUUUCCCCAGGUCAUCUGACAGACUUGCAAGAUCCAAACAUUGACCUCGAUUUGUGGAAUGACAGUGGCGAGAGUUUUGAAUUCAGCGACUCAUUCCAGGAAGAUCCUUCAGAAGAUAAUUCAACCACUCAGCCAGACACAGACCGUUGGGCUCGAAGUCCAUUUGAACCCAAGGAAAAGAAUGAUCUCAGAGAAGAGCAAGACGAUGGUUUUAAUGAAAUGUCGUGCAAAGAUCCAUUCAUCCAACAUUCACAUAGACUCAAGAUGAGUUCUGUAGUUCAGCCUCAAAAUUCCGACAGCCUGAGGGAAUUCCAUGAGUUCAGCAGCAAUUUAAGUGUCAACGAAGACGAACACACACGUUGUCCUAUGAGAACUAACCCUAAACUCGAACAAACAGAUGUCAGACAAGGCUCUGAGCUUAUAGAUGAAUCGGAAGGUAAUUCAACCGCAGACCCUUGGAGUCCAAGUCCAGGUGAGCCAUGGAAAAGGGAUGAUAGAGAAGAACAGGACGAUGGUUUUAAUUACCAGCUGUCCUUCGAAGAUGCAUUUAUCCAAGAUUCAAACAGAUUCAAGACAGACUCUGUGGCUGAACCUCAAACAUCUUACAGUUUCAUUGAAUGCCAUGAGUCCAGCAGCAAUUCAAAUAUUUUUGAGGAUGAACCACCAGAUUGCUCAUUGACAUCUGAACUUAGAAAUGAACCAGCAGGGUACACAGCGGGCUCUGAACUUACAGAACAAUCAAGAGAAUACUCCUUGAAUUCUGACUUUAGAGAUCAAUCACCGGACAACAUCUUGUGCUCCUGCCUUCAAGAACCAGUAAAAUUUACUUCUGAGGCAGUUGGACAAAAGUUCAAUUUUGAAAAACCCUUUUACAUUCAUUCUUACUGCUCAUCAAGCAGCACACAUGUGGCAUGGGCUCCAUCUGAUGAUGUUCCAGUGCAGUCUGGGAGACAUCUGGCUGAGGAGAUGGGAGAAGCAAGCAAAUGGGGACUUGCAGACAGCAUCAGUGGAAGAGAAACAUCAGCAGGAGAUCAUCCAGAGAGGUCAGCAAGUUAUAGCUCAAAAGAACCAGAGCCCCUGGCUUGGUCCGACUCAGCUCUUCCAUUCGAGUUUUCCACUGACUCUGAGGAUGGACAAUGGAGACCUAUUGAUCAGCCAACACAAAGGAGGUCCCCCAUCCCUGCGACUCUUUCAGAGACGCAUCUUGGAGAGGUGAACUCAGGACCACCCAUAAAACCGAGGAGGAGUUUCUUUUCGGCCCAACAGCCUGUGGCUACAGACAAAACUCAACAAGAGGCUCUAGUAAUGCCUCCUUCCUCCCCCUCCCUACAGGAGGUUGUGUGGGUCUCAAGGAUGUCUCCGCAGGACUUGAGGACAGAGGGACUUUUCUUUCAGAGCAGUAGAAUGACUGAGGUGUUUGACCAUUCUGCCCACUCUUCUCUGGGCCAAGGAGCUGACAAAGGGUUGAGUGAAAGUGACAGCGCGACUAGGACUUCUCCACACCACCUCUCGUCCUGGAGGUCUGGAACUUCACUGCAUACAGAAGCCCUGGAUGACAGCAAUCCCACCAUGAUGACAACAGACUUGGCCAAAGAGGCAGAUGUUGAGCAUUUGUCUGGAGAUGAAGCAAGAACAGAUGACCCUUACAGUGUCCAAGGACUUAGCCAGUGCCAUGUGGACACAAGGACAAAUGACAAAGGACAAGAUAAGUCAAACAAGAGUUUCCUUUCCUCUGGAACAAAUUUCGUUGAAGUUGGGAAGAAUGAAAGCAGCGAAGCCUGAAGACCUCAGUCUCACCACCUCAUUUUGUCAACUUUCAGAGUGGCUCUUCCACAGUUUGUGUCCCUCCCACUGAGAAAUCCUGAGAGAAAAUUUUGUUAAACCUCAUAAUACUGAUGCACAUUUGAUAUUACAAAUCCCAAAUCCUCACUUUGAGAUAGAAAUUAUGCAUUUGCCCAUGAAACCUGUUGUGCAAUUCAAAUUACACAUUGUAAUUAUAUUUCAAAUACCUGCCAUAGCUUCUCUCGAGCUUCUCAUGGCACGAUUCUGCGUCC
Messenger RNA from Scleropages formosus (Asian bonytongue), 4302 nucleotides. It is a transcript of the gene lrrc66, whose product is annotated as leucine rich repeat containing 66. Gene Ontology annotation, molecular function: protein binding. The transcript is spliced from 5 exons. Bases 260 to 4030 code for a protein of 1256 amino acids. NCBI's taxonomy places the organism in Eukaryota, Metazoa, Chordata, Actinopteri, Osteoglossiformes, Osteoglossidae. The record is from RefSeq and is a predicted model, not a curated record.